Messenger RNA from Agelaius phoeniceus (red-winged blackbird), 714 nucleotides. It is a transcript of the gene BHLHA9, whose product is annotated as basic helix-loop-helix family member a9. Lineage: Eukaryota; Metazoa; Chordata; Aves; Passeriformes; Icteridae. The record is from RefSeq and is a predicted model, not a curated record. Gene Ontology annotation, biological process: axon development; sensory organ development; positive regulation of transcription by RNA polymerase II. Gene Ontology annotation, molecular function: protein dimerization activity; E-box binding; DNA-binding transcription factor activity, RNA polymerase II-specific. Gene Ontology annotation, cellular component: nucleus.
AUGGCCGGAGCAGCCGUGGGGAAAGGGCGGCCGGAGCCCGACAGCUCCGAGGAGGAGCUGGACGCGAGGGACGCACCCCAGGCGUGCUACAGGCAGAGUUUGUGGGUGUCCCAAGGCAAGGGAGCAGACGCCAGCCCGGGGGACAAGGACGGGGCGAAGGUGAGGAAGAGGAGCAGGCCGGUGCGCUCCAAGGCCAGGAGGAUGGCUGCCAACGUCAGGGAGCGUAAGAGGAUUCUGGACUACAACCAAGCCUUCAACGCCCUGCGGCUGGCCCUCAAGCACGACCUCGGUGGCAAAAGGCUCUCUAAAAUCGCAACGCUCCGGCGAGCCAUCAACCGGAUCGCGGCUCUGUCGCUGUCCCUGCGCGGCGCCGGGUGCUGCUGGCCCUGCGCCCACCCCGAGUGCCGCGCCCGGGCCGGGCUCCCUGCGCAGGAGCCGGGGCUGAGGGGCAGCCGCCCCCAGCUGCCCUGGGAGCCCGUUCCUGCCGGGGCACGGUGCCCUCCGUCCCCUCUCAGCGCGGCGUUUUCCCCUCAGCGGCAGCUCCAUCACCACGAGAGCCCCAAGGAGAAUCGCGCCUGCGGCUCCGGCGGGAUCCCGCACCCCGGCCAGCAGCGAUUCACGGGCAGCCCGCAAGAGCCCCCGGCCGGGGCUGUCCCCUGGCAGCCGGGCUACUGCCAGGGCUGGGCACAGCAGCGGUGCCUCCCCUCGCACUGA